AUGUCGCAGUUCAUCUCUUUCCUACCUCCUCCCGGUCUGGCUCUGGCCAACUAUGACUCUGCCGCACUGCACACGACGCAGCCGCAAGACGUGCCAGAGACCUUCCGCGAUGCCAUGAGUGUUCGCGAAGACGUCUUUGUCAAAGAGCAAAACAUUGCCCUGGAGAACGAGGUCGACAUUGACGAUGCACGCAGCUUUCACUGGGUUGCCUACGCCUCUGUCGGUACGAGCAGCAGCGACGGCAACGCUGCCAUGGACGGCGUCGACAAGGACUCUGCAACCUCUGCUGAGAAGAGUGGUCGCAAGGGCAGUACCGCCGUGAGGUUGCCGGUCGGAACAAUCAGACUGGUGCCGCCACCUCAUCCUCCUCAUCCCGAGCCUGGCUCCAGUCACAAAAUCGACAAUCACGAAGGCCUGCCGCAGGACAUGCAAAGCGGACUGAGCAAGACUGAGAUGCACGACGGGAAAGAGGCAUACAUCAAGCUCGGUCGCUUGUCCGUUCUACAACCAUUCCGAGGACUCGGACUCGCUCGUCUUCUCAUCGACGCGGCCCUCACAUGGGCAUCUGGAAACGUGGACAAGAUCCUCCCGCCCGUGUCGCCUGCAGCAGCCGAGCAACGCAAGCUUGAGCUCGGAGGUGGAGCCGAAGUCGAAGACGUAUGGAGAGGUCUUGUGCUGGUACACGCACAGGCACACUUGGAGAAGUACUGGGCAUUGUUUGGCUUUGUCAAGGACGAGAGCAUGGGCACGUGGGAGGAGGAAAACAUCAUGCACGUUGGCAUGUGGAAGCGCGUGGAUCUGAGUGCAGAGUCACCGACAAUGAGGAAGAUGAGUGUGGUUAGCUAG
This is a messenger RNA of Aureobasidium namibiae CBS 147.97, 846 nucleotides long. RefSeq lists its product as uncharacterized. The coding region runs from base 1 to 846 and encodes 281 amino acids. The record is from RefSeq and is a predicted model, not a curated record. NCBI's taxonomy places the organism in Eukaryota, Fungi, Ascomycota, Dothideomycetes, Dothideales, Saccotheciaceae. The transcript is spliced from 2 exons.